AUGACGCCACGGAGAAAGCGGACCAAGGCCGAGCAGGCUCGACACAUUUUAUCGGGCGGUGGAGUUCAGCGAGAUAACUCGGACGAUGAGCUGGGACUGGAAGAUCACCCGUGGGAAUGGAUCUACGAGGGAAGCGGCAAGAGUCAGACCAUUGCAGGCGCGCGGAUGGGAUCGUUUGACUGCUACCUGGGUGAUAUUGUGCUUCUGCAGGCGCCAUCUAAGAACGAAGCUUGGGUUGCUAUGUUGUACGGCUUCUUCGACGGCGAGACCGAGGACGAUGAUGGCGAGAUGGUCGCCGAGAAGCAGGCUACGAUGCUGUGGUUUGCGGGCGACAAAGAGAUUAGAAGUAAGAACAAGCGUACCGACUGUCUACCCCUGGAGCUGUACAUGACCGCCAACUCGGACGACAAUGCUCUUUCCACGAUCAACGGGAAGGCACAGGUGCUCUCUGAGGGUGAAUUCAAUCGGCUAUACCCCACCGGCAAGAUUUCAUCGGCUUCGAAACAUUGUGGCAAGACAUUUCUUUGCCGGAGAGGAGUCAAUCCCCGGACCGCCACAUACACCGAUCCCUUCGUUUGGGAAGACGUCUAUCAGGGAAAAGACGACAUGGACAGUCUGGUAGAGCUCAUCGAGUCUCAGACAAUCAAGACCCGUCGGAGGAAACCCACCAGGAAGGAGAAGUCUUUAGACGACUUCGUCGUAGACGAAGACGAAUUUGAUGGACCCGAGACGCCCAGAAAGCGACGCAAGCUGGCAUCAGCUACUCCAACACCAUCCAAGGCGAAGCAGCUCACACCGCGCAAGUUUCUUACCCCAUCAGGACGGAAGAUCGUCACCAAGAAACCGCUAGAGUUCACUCCUCUCGGCACAAGGAUACUCUCCCCAGCACAAAAAGCAUCGCCGUACCAGAUAGCUCGGUCAACGCUCCACGUCUCUGCAGUUCCCCACGCCUUGCCGUGUCGAGAGACCGAGUUUGACACAGUUCAUUCCCACCUGGAAGCAGCUAUCACCGCCGGCACAGGCGCUUGCAUCUACAUUUCUGGUACGCCAGGGACUGGAAAGACGGCAACGGUACGCGAAGUGGUGGCCAGUUUGCAAGCAGCCGUAGCAGAAGAACAGUUGGACGACUUCUAUUUUCUCGAAAUCAAUGGGAUGAAGGUCACAGAUCCUCACCAAUCCUAUUCACUUCUUUGGGAAGCCCUCAAAGGCGAUCGAGUGAGUUCAGCGCAUGCUCUUGAGCUUCUUGAGCGCGAGUUUACUACGCCUAGCCCACGGCGAGUUCCUUGUGUAGUCUUGAUGGACGAGCUUGACCAGCUUGUCACGAGAAAUCAAGGAGUGAUGUACAAUUUCUUCAAUUGGCCGCAGCUACGCCACUCGCGGCUCAUCGUCCUCGCGGUCGCGAACACGAUGGAUCUGCCAGAACGCACACUGUCCAACAAGAUCUCCAGCAGAUUGGGCCUGACGAGAAUCACUUUUCCAGGUUACACCCACACGCAGCUCAUGACAAUCAUCCAAUCCCGUCUCGAAGGUGUGGGCAGUAACGUCAUUGUCGAGGCAGACGCGAUCCAGUUCGCAAGUCGAAAAGUGGCCGCUGUAUCAGGAGAYGCGCGCAGAGCCCUUGACGUGUGCCGUCGGGCUGUCGAGAUUGCCGAGCAGGAGAGUGUCAACGGGACGGACAAGGAGAAUGGUGUGCCCAGCACACCUAGCAAGACUCCAGCUAGACAGAAACAGGCAAUAGCAACAGUGAACGUGCAGAGCAAAGGUGUCGUAACCAUAGCCACGAUCAAGCGUGCCAUUAAUGAAGCUACCUCGACACCCCUGGCAGCCCAUUUACGAUCCCUUCCCCUAGCGAGCAAAAUCUUCCUUGGCGCAUUACUGGCAAGGCUCCGCCGAACGGGAAUCACGGAGUCAACGCUCGCAGAUGUUGUAGAUGAGGCGCUGAAGAUGGGAAAUAUGGUGCACAACAGAAAUGUUGCAACGUACCUGCUCACACCUCCAGCGGAGGACAAUUUACUGGCGGACGACGAAUUGGGAAGCACUGCGGUGGUGAGUACGCCUUCAAAACGAGGGCGACCUCCAGCACCUACCAGGAAGAUCAUCGAAAAGGCUGCGCGGGUGCAAGGCUUUGGUGCUGCUGCUCAGGAGCUGGCUGAAGCGGGGAUCGUAGGGGUGGAGAGUAGACACGGAGAUCGAGUGGGAAGGGUCAGACUUGGUGUGAGUGAAGAUGACGUGCGAGGUGCUUUGAGAGAAGAUGAGGAGUGUAGAGGCUUUGGCUUUGGGGGUUGA
Ramularia collo-cygni is the source of this 2286-nucleotide messenger RNA. RefSeq names its product related to origin recognition complex subunit 1. The coding region runs from base 1 to 2286 and encodes 761 amino acids. Gene Ontology annotation, molecular function: DNA replication origin binding; chromatin binding; ATP binding. The transcript is spliced from 2 exons. Gene Ontology annotation, cellular component: nuclear origin of replication recognition complex. The record is from RefSeq and is a predicted model, not a curated record. Gene Ontology annotation, biological process: mitotic DNA replication checkpoint signaling; DNA replication initiation. Lineage: Eukaryota; Fungi; Ascomycota; Dothideomycetes; Mycosphaerellales; Mycosphaerellaceae.